Molecule: messenger RNA, 1378 nt
Organism: Cucumis sativus (cucumber)
Lineage: Eukaryota; Viridiplantae; Streptophyta; Magnoliopsida; Cucurbitales; Cucurbitaceae
Product: bZIP transcription factor 11
Exons: 1
Coding region: 474-1025 (183 amino acids)
Biological process (GO): positive regulation of DNA-templated transcription
Cellular component (GO): nucleus
Molecular function (GO): DNA-binding transcription factor activity; transcription cis-regulatory region binding
Source: RefSeq, a predicted model, not a curated record
AAAAUUCCCUUCCCCUUCCCCCUUCCCCCUUCUCCCUUCCCCUUCUCCCUUCCCCUUCUCCCCCAUCCCCCCAACACUUCCAUUAAUUUCUACAUAGAUGCUGGAAACCUCUUCUUCCUUAUCCCUUGACAUUGAUGUCUCCGGUUCUCAGUGAAAUCCUCCGUUCCGGUUUCAUCAUUACCUCUUCUCUCCUCCGCCGUACCCAUUUACUCCAAUCUUUCUCUGUCCUCUUCCUCCAUUGGUUUUACGUCUUCUCAUGAACUUCCAUUUUUUUCCCUUUCUACUAUACCUUCUUUAAUUUCUCCUUCCUCCUCUCUCUCUUUCUCUCUCUCUCUAUAUAAACUCAAAAUCCCCUCAAAUUUAGCUUCUGGGGUUUUCUCAUCAACUGUAAAUACAGAAAUCCCUUUCUUUAUAUAUUUAUAUAUUCAUAUAUAUAUAUAUAUCUAUAGUUUUUUUUUUUUUUUUUUGUGAUUAUGGAUUGCUCUAGUGGGAAUUCUUCAGGUUCAUUAUGUGAACAGAUUGUGGUUCAGAACCAAAGCUCUGGUUCUGAAGCAGAGUUGAAGCAAUUGAUGGAUCAAAGAAAAAGAAAACGAAUGCAAUCCAAUAGAGAAUCGGCGAGGAGAUCCAGGAUGCGAAAACAACAACACUUGGAUGGAUUAAUGGUACAAGUAAGUCAGCUGAGAGAUAACAAAAAUCAAAUGAUUUCAAGAAUUAAUCUCACUACUCAAUUGUUUCUCAACAUUGAAGCAGAGAACUCUGUUUUAAGAGCUCAGAUUCUGGAACUUACUCAUAGAUUAGAAUCAUUAAACCAGAUCUUAUCCCAUAUCAACAACAACAACAACAUCGACGAUGAUGAACAACAACAACAACAACAACAUAAUAAUAAUAAUUUUCUUCAAGAUUUUUGGGACAACUUUGAUGAUUUUGAUCUUAAUCCAUUGUUCAUCAACUCCUUGUUCUUCACUCCACAACAACAACAACCACCCAUUAUGGCAUCUGCUCAUCAUCACCUGCUUCACUACUGAUUCAUCUAAUCUCUUUUUAUGCUCUUGCGUUUCAUGAGAAUAUUAGAUUGUUUAAAUCCAUGAAAAAACUUCAAGUGUAAAAUAUUAGCUUUAAUUUUGUGGGAGAUGGGUAGGUAAAGGAAAUCAAUAUUAUUGAAGAUUAAUAUUUUCAAAGUUGGGAAAAAGCAACCUAAAAAGAAAAGAAAAAAAAAGUGUAAACUAGUUUCUUGGAUUUUAUUUUGAUUGGGGAGUGGGUCAUUUUCAUUAUGAUGUAAUGGGGCUUUUCAUGCGUUUUAGAGGGCCCCUACCUUGUUAUUAUUAUUAUUAUUAUAUAUUCAUAUAAUAUAAUUAAAGUAUUUUCUUUCUUUUUCUUA